Molecule: messenger RNA, 1156 nt
Organism: Impatiens glandulifera
Lineage: Eukaryota; Viridiplantae; Streptophyta; Magnoliopsida; Ericales; Balsaminaceae
Product: yrdC domain-containing protein, mitochondrial
Exons: 4
Coding region: 102-938 (278 amino acids)
Biological process (GO): regulation of translational fidelity
Cellular component (GO): cytoplasm
Molecular function (GO): double-stranded RNA binding; tRNA binding; nucleotidyltransferase activity
Source: RefSeq, a predicted model, not a curated record
CCCAAGUAAAUCGGAGCCGCCAUUGACAGAUGUGAAGAUCGAGAGCGUCAAUUUCUACAAAAUUUUCUCUUUUCUUCAUCCAACGCGUAUGCUACAGUAGCAUGCACUCGCUGUGCUUCAAUUUCAUCGGAAAAUUGUAUUUCUGCCACUCUUUAGCUGUUCCUAAGCUCGAAUACAGGCAUUUGCUGCAGCGCCGUCGAAGAAUUGGUGGCUUUCCUAAGAGAAUGACUUGUAAUUCGGUUAAAUUCGAGGAAAACGCCGAAACUAAGAGCAGCUUCGGUGUUAUACGUCCAGCCGCAGAAGCUCACGCUGAGGAUGCCAUCGCGGCCAUCAAAGCGGGGAAGGUCAUUGCUAUCCCUACAGACACUCUUUACGGAUUCGCUUGUGACGCUUGUUUGUUGGAAGCAGUCAAUAGGAUCUAUGAGAUCAAAGGCCGCAAGCAUACAAGUCCACUAGCAAUUUGUGUUGGGGAUGUCUCAGAUAUAACCCGUUUUGCUAACACAGAUCACCUUCCCUCUGGCUUACUUGAUGCUCUACUUCCCGGACCUGUCACCGUGGUGCUAAAGCGAGGGGAGUCAAGUAUGCUAGAGAAGUCUUUAAACCCCGGAUUGGAAAGUAUUGGAGUUAGAGUACCUGACUAUGACUUCAUAAGGGUGGUUGCUCGUGGUUCUGGGAGUGCACUAGCACUUACAAGUGCAAACCUUAGUGGACAGCCAAGUAGUGUAUGCAUCAAAGAUUUUGAAGGCUUGUGGGAACAUUGUGCUUAUAUCUUUGAUGGUGGCAUGAUGCCUUCAGGCCGUGCAGGAUCAACUGUGGUUGAGCUUACUAAGCCAGGAAAGUACAAGAUUCUUAGAGCAGGAAGUGCAAAGGAAGAGACAGUUGAAAUCCUGGAGAGGCACGGUUUGGUUGAUGAUAAUAAUGAUGCAACGUUCACAUGACAGAAUCAGUUGCCAUUGGACUGAACAAUGGAGGAUUUUAUACUGUCAUUCAACAGUGUGAUUAAUUAGUUUGUUGUUGAUCCAGAAGACUGCAAUUUAUUUGAAUAAUUUAAACCUUUUAACAGCACAGUUUGUAGCCAAUUUCACAUUGAGAGCUAGGGUUUGUUUCAAAUGUACAUUUGUAAUGUGUUACAAGUAUACAUGUUUAUGUUUAUUGC